Messenger RNA from Adineta steineri, 1956 nucleotides. The record is from the annotation of a GenBank genome assembly. NCBI's taxonomy places the organism in Eukaryota, Metazoa, Rotifera, Eurotatoria, Adinetida, Adinetidae.
AUGUUUUCUACAUUAGUCUCAUACAUACAGAUAAACAAAUAUGAUAAAGUAAUUGGCAUAGUUACUCAACGAAAAGAACUUCAAAGGAAACUCGUUCAGUUUGUUUAUUUAUAUCGAUAUCGUUUGCGUUUAUCAUGGGUAUAUUAUGGACCAUUUCAAAAGACCAUCCGUGCCAUUGGAUGUCAAAAAAAUAAUGAAGAGAAGAAUAAAUUUAUUUGGUUUCAACUUUUUAAACAAUUAAUUAUUCAGUUUGAUAACGAUCCAUUGUCAUGGCAUGAUCUUAUUAAUCAACUCUAUCGUCGUUGCUUUGGUAAUGAAUGUCAGUUUCGUCAUAUCGAGCAAUUCAAACAAGAUUAUUGUUCAUCGAAAGCGAUUUAUUGGUAUUCAAGAAGUGAUCUUCAACUUUAUCGUAUCGUCAAUCGUGCUCUACGUACUGAAGAUCUAAUUGAGCUGUUUAAUUAUCGAUUAUUUAUUCGUGAUAUGAGCAACCUGAUGCGUACAUUGUGGAAAAAAGAAAAACGAACAUCCUCAGUUAUUGUAUAUCGAGGUAGUCGUGAGAUGAAAAUUGUUCUACGGCGAUUACGAGAAAAUAUUGGAAAUGUUAUUGCUCUAAAUGGAUUUUUGUCUUGUUCAAAAAGUCGACACAUCGCUGAACUUUUUGGUGGUAUUAAUGAAGAGCUAAAUGACAAUGAAAUAUCAGUUAUCUAUGAAAUUGAAGUUGAUUCAUCGAUUGUUAUGGCUGAUAUUUCAGAAGAAUCGCAAUUUCCCGAUGAAAAAGAAGUGUUAUUUGAUUUAGGAAUGACUUUUAAAGUCAUAUCAGUGAAAUGCGAUUCGAAAGAGAUCUAUUGGAUCGUUCAACUGAAAGCAACUGUUGAUGGUAGUUCAGUAGCUAAUGAAUUUAUUGAUUUCAAUCAGUUGGAUCUUAAAAAAGAUAAGUCCAUUGAAGUUCUCUAUGGGCAACUUCUAAUAGAAACUGGUGAAUUUAUUAAAGCACGUUACUUUUUUGAAAAUCUUGUCAAAUAUCAACGAACAGCAGAUGCUUAUUAUUAUAUGGGUAGAAUUUGUUCAGUGUUAGGCGAAUAUGAUCUAUCAGAGAAGUUCUUUAAGUUCGCUUUUGAUGAACUUCAAACGAAUCCACAUUCGAGAUCAAUUGAUAUGAUGCGAGUAUUAAAUGGAUUAGGCUUUAUUUGUAGUCUUCAAGGAAAUUUUGAUCAAGCUUAUGAGACAUAUGAAAAGGCAUUGCAGCAAGGAAAAAUAUUAUUUCCGAAUUAUGAACAUUAUGAGUCCAUUCCAGUGCUCAAUAACAUAGCUUCUGUUUUAGAAGAUCAAGGAAAAUAUGAUCAAGCAAUUCAAACUUUUGAACAAAUAUUAAUUAUCUGUGACCAGAUUCAUUUACAUCCAGAUCAUCCAAAACGUGCUUUAGCUUAUAACAAUUUGGGUAAUAUUUAUACGACAAUCAAAAAAUACGAUCUAUCUUUGACAUGUCUAUUUAAAGCUUUUUCCAUACGAUUAAAACUCCUUCCUCGAGGUCAUUUUGACUAUGGCUGGAAUUUCAUGCAACUGGGCCGUGUCUUUAUAUAUGUGAAGCAAUUCGAAUGUGCUCGACUAUGUUUGAAUGUCGCAUUCGAUAUCAUGUCAGUAACUGUUCCGAAAAAUCAUCUUAAUAAAGCCGAAUAUCUUUUACAAUUUGGUAACUUGAAUCAGGAACAAAAAUAUUUUCGUCGGGCACUCGUUUGGUAUAGACGGGCUUUGUCAGCUCGUCUGAAACUGCUACCUUCUGAUCAUCGUGACAUUGGUGUUGUAUAUGAAAAAAUUGGUGAUAGUCUGCGGACACUUGGACGUAUUGGAGAAGCCAUUGAAAACUAUCAACGUGCAUUGAAGAUUUACAUCGAUAAAUUGUCACCUGAUCAUUCGUUUACUGCUCAUCUCAAGGAAACCAUAAUACAUCUUAUUUAA